Molecule: messenger RNA, 1485 nt
Organism: Eurypyga helias (sunbittern)
Lineage: Eukaryota; Metazoa; Chordata; Aves; Eurypygiformes; Eurypygidae
Product: FCH and double SH3 domains protein 2-like
Biological process (GO): neuromuscular synaptic transmission; regulation of actin filament polymerization
Cellular component (GO): neuromuscular junction; recycling endosome
Molecular function (GO): protein binding
Source: RefSeq, a predicted model, not a curated record
GCUCUUGAUGGAAACGUAUAUGAUCACCUUAACAGGACUGAACUAGAGACAUGCCAAGCUGUACAGAACACAUUCCAGUUUUUACUGGAGACUUCCAGCCGGGUGGUGCGGGAUUACAAUCUGCAGCUGUUCUUACAGGAGAACACCGUGUUUCACAAACCCCAGCCCUUCCAGUUCCAACCAAGCGACAGUGACACUAGCUUUAAUGCUGUUCAGCUGGUGGAUAUUGAGCCCUCACCUGUCAGUGCUAUGAGAAUGACUAUAGCAGAGAGUCGACAACUGGAAUCAGAAACUGGAACAACUGAAGAGCACAGCCUCAACAAAGAGGCUCGGAAAUGGGCUACCCGGGUAGCCCGUGAGCACAAAAACAUCAUCCACAGCCAGCGGACACUGGAAGAGCUCGAAUGCCAUGGGCCUGUGAUGUCUGAGCAAACCCGAGCAGAACUGGAGCAGAAAAUAGAUGAAGCAAGAGAGAGUAUUCGCAAGGCUGAGAUCAUUAAGCUGAAAGCUGAAGCCCGUCUUGAUCUCCUGAAGCAGAUCGGUGUGUCCGUGGAUACGUGGCUAAAAAGCGCCAUGAACCAAGUGAUGGAGGAGCUGGAAAACGAGCGCUGGGCCAGCCUGCCUUCAGUGACCAACAACGGCUCUUCGCACCUGAUUCAUGCUGAUGCAGACAAGGAAGAAGGUGAAGAGUUUGAAGACAGCCUGGAUGUUUUUGAUGACAGUAGUUCCAGCCCUUCUGGCACUCUCAGAAAUUAUCCUCUCACCUGCAAAGUUGUUUAUUCAUACAAGGCUUCGCAGCCGGAUGAACUGACCAUAGAGGAACACGAGGUGUUAGAGGUUAUCGAGGACGGAGACAUGGAAGACUGGGUGAAGGCACGGAAUAAAGCGGGCCAGGUGGGUUACGUGCCAGAGAAGUACCUGCAAUUCCCGACGUCCAGCAGCCUGCUGAGUAUGCUCCAGUCCCUCGCAGCCCUGGAUAGUCGAUCCCACACCUCCAAUAACUCCACCGAGGCCGACUUGGUCUCGGGCGGGCUGAACGGAGACUCCAGCGUCUGUUUCGUAAAAGCACUUUAUGAUUACGAGGGCCAGACGGAUGACGAGCUGUCCUUCCCGGAAGGAGCGAUCAUCCGCAUCUUGAACAAGGAAAACCAAGACGACGAUGGCUUUUGGGAAGGAGAAUUCAAUGGGCGCGUUGGGGUGUUCCCGUCUGUAUUGGUUGAAGAGCUCACGGCCUCAGAAAACGGAGAGACGCAGUGGAUUGGAGAUAUCCAGGUAUCGCCCACUCCGAAGCCUAAUAACGCCCUUCCGCCGCUGCCGCUGUACGACCAGCCUCCCACCAGUCCCUACCACAGUCCGGAUAAAAGAGGUUCCCAGUACUUCCCCAGGUCACCCUCAACCAACGAAAACAGCUUCACUUCGGAGUCUCCCGGGUUCUCCCAGCCUCCGCGAAUUCCCCCCGAGACAUCGUACGGCAAACUGCGACCU